Messenger RNA from Carya illinoinensis, 1692 nucleotides. RefSeq names its product protein FAR-RED IMPAIRED RESPONSE 1-like. Gene Ontology annotation, molecular function: zinc ion binding. The record is from RefSeq and is a predicted model, not a curated record. Bases 1 to 1692 code for a protein of 563 amino acids. NCBI's taxonomy places the organism in Eukaryota, Viridiplantae, Streptophyta, Magnoliopsida, Fagales, Juglandaceae. The transcript has 3 exons. Gene Ontology annotation, biological process: regulation of DNA-templated transcription.
AUGAGGUUGAAGAAUGUGUUUUGGGCAGACGCCCGAAGUAGAGCUGCGUAUCAAUCAUUCGGGGAUGUUAUCACUUUUGAUACAACAUACCUGACCAACGCUUAUAAAAUGCCAUUUGCGCCAUUUGUGGGUGUGAACCAUCAUGGUCAGUCAAUCCUAUUCGGGUGUGGAUUGAUAUCCAAUGAGGAUGCAAAUACUUUUGAGUGGUUGUUUGAGUCAUGGUUGAAGUGUAUGAAUGACCGACCACCAAAUGCAAUUAUUACAAACCAAGAUAAGGCAAUGAAACUUGCAAUUGCGAGGGUGUUUCCAUCUUCUAGGCAUCGCUCUUGUUUGUGGCAUAUUAUGAAGAAGCUUCCGGAGAAGUUUGGAUCACAUUCUCGAUAUGACAAGAUCAAAGAUAGUCUACACAAAUGUGUGUAUGACUCAUUAAGUGAGAAUGAGUUUGAAGAACGAUGGGCAUAUUUGAUUGAAACCAAUGAUCUUCGCGAUAAUGCUUGGUUGGGAUCGCUUUAUGCUGAUAGGCAGUUUUGGGUGCCAGCGUACGUUAAAAAUACAUUUUGGGCCGGAAUGUCAACCACUCAACGAAGUGAGAGCAUGAAUGCAUUUUUUGAUGACUACGUUCACUCUAGGACCACAUUGAAAGAAUUUGUUGAUCAGUACGAUUCAGCCCUUCGGAGGAAGGCAGAGAAUGAAGCAAUUGCUGACUUCAAUUCAUUUAAUACUGAGAUUCCUUGCAUAUCUCACUAUCCUAUCGAGAAGCAAUUUCAAGAAAUAUAUACAAUUUCCAAGUUUAAGGAAGUCCAAGAAGAAUUUCGAGGCUUUUUAUAUUUGACUAUCUCAUAUUUAGGUGGUGAUGGUGCUGGACAUACAUUCGUAGUCGGGGAUGAGAUUAAAGUGAGUGAUGGAUGCAUUAAACGUGUAAACUAUUUUGUGUGUGUAUAUGGAGAAAAUCCCCUAGAUAUUACAUGCACCUGCAAAUUGUUUGAGUUUAGGGGAAUAUUAUGUCGACAUGCUCUUCGUAUUCUGGCACAGUUAGACAAGGGUGAAGUUCCACCGAAGUACAUUUUGGAUCGGUGGAGGAAGGAUAUAAAGAGACACUAUGUCAAUGUAAAAAGUAGUUAUGAGGCGACGAGCAACCCUGAGAGGCAAAGAUUUGAUCGGAUCCAAAAUUGUUUCUAUAAACUUUGUUCAAAUGCCGCAAAGACCGAGAGAAAUUGUGUGAAACUGAUAGGUCAGCUAGAACAGUUGAAGUCCGAGUACCCGGAUGACGAUCCAAAUGUGGGUACUUCCACAGCUGGUGAGGUUACUCCCAUGGAUGGCACAACAGGCAAAGUUCUUAGUCCGUUAGUUGUUCGGAGUAAAGGGAGACCCACAACUAAGAGAAGAACACACCCCGUUGAGAAGGCUCUCAAGAAACCGAGUACUAGAAGGAGACUGUCCACAACUGAGAGGAGUAGUCACUUAUCAAGAGAAGAUAGACGAAAUUACAGUAUGAGCGACACACAGCAUGAGGUUCCACAAACUCAGGUAUCCUGGCUACAUGAUCAAGAAAGCCAAGUUUGGACACAUGCGCCAGAUUUUUUUUGUACUCCCUCAACUGCUCGUCCACAUCCAGUACAAUUGCAACCAGUGGAUCAGUUGAAUGCCUCGGAUCAGGAUGAUCUAUAUCAGCCUAGAUGGUGGCAGCCAUGA